Molecule: messenger RNA, 669 nt
Organism: Acanthocheilonema viteae
Lineage: Eukaryota; Metazoa; Nematoda; Chromadorea; Rhabditida; Onchocercidae
Source: the annotation of a GenBank genome assembly
AUGAUCUAUCUGCAGGUUUUCGAAACUCCAGAAACGGAAUUUCGAAAUCGGAUCGGUUCGCGUGAUGAGAAAGCGAUCGUACGAGAAGGUUCCAUUGGCAACGAUUCGAAAAUACGCUCCGCUUUGACGAGCGCUUUGGCUAAAAAAAAUGGCGAAAAAUAUAACUUUUUUGAAGAUGAACAAGUGCGAAAAACGGGUUCAAUUUUUGAAAGGCGAAAAGAUAUGCAAUAUGUUAAGGAAGCAUUGCCACGCGCACGCUUGAACGGUUUUCAUAUAAAAAUGGAGGAUGACUGUCCACAAGGUGGUGAUGAUACAAGGCUGUCCGUACUUCGUGCUCUCGGAACCCAUAACUGUCGAACGGUACCCUGUGUUUUAUGUGAGCGAAAUUUAAUUGUUUAUGAUAGAUAUCCGCUCAUCGAUGGUACAUUCUUUCUUUCGCCAGUACAACACUCCAAAGCAGCGAUUAGCAUGAAAACUGGUUAUUUACAUGCAAUUUGCAUCACAUGUAUGCAUACCGAAUGGAAAUGUCCCGGUUGCGGUAGCAGUGGAUGGUUUCUUGGUUCGGCUUUAAUCGUAGGAACACUGUAUACUUACGACGUUUUAUCAAGUACCACUUGCUGUAUACCUGUUUGCAGACAUUGUCGUGCCCUCUCACUUAUAUGUACAUGA